Messenger RNA from Anoplophora glabripennis (Asian longhorned beetle), 929 nucleotides. RefSeq names its product proteasome subunit beta type-5 (gene Prosbeta5). The transcript has 4 exons. Gene Ontology annotation, molecular function: threonine-type endopeptidase activity. Gene Ontology annotation, cellular component: proteasome core complex. Bases 37 to 876 code for a protein of 279 amino acids. Lineage: Eukaryota; Metazoa; Arthropoda; Insecta; Coleoptera; Cerambycidae. The record is from RefSeq and is a predicted model, not a curated record.
CACUUGUGUAGUUUUAUGUGAAUUUAUUUAAUAAAAAUGAGUUUAGCCGAAGUAUGUGGUAUGCAAGAUUUUGAUUCUUACACAUCUCGCAGUAUUUAUGAAAACGAUGUGAGCAAGUCGUGUAUGAAUUUCACAAAUAAUUUGGAAUUGGGAGUACCGCCGUUCUCGAACCCUGCCCAAAACUUGGCAAAGUUUGCUAGAGACGAAGGGGGUCGUGAAAUUAAUAUCAAAUUUGAUCAUGGAACUACCACUUUAGGUUUUAUGUAUAAAGGUGGCGUAGUUUUAGCUGUGGAUUCAAGGGCUACCGGAGGCCAAUUUAUUGGUUCACAGACUAUGAAGAAGAUCGUCGAAAUCAAUGAUUUCUUAUUAGGAACCUUGGCUGGAGGCGCAGCAGACUGCGUUUAUUGGGAUCGUGUUUUGGCAAAACAGUGUAGAAUGUACGAAUUACGAAAUAGAGAGCGGAUUUCAGUAGCAGCUGCCUCUAAAUUAAUGGCAAAUAUGGUGUACAAUUAUAAAGGAAUGGGCUUGUCAAUGGGAAUGAUGUUGGCAGGAUGGGAUAAAAGGGGUCCUCAACUUUAUUAUGUGGAUUCAGAAGGUACCCGCACACCCGGUAAAGUUUUCAGUGUCGGUUCCGGUUCCAUUUAUGCUUUCGGUGUAUUAGACUCGGGCUACAAAUGGGAUCUGACAGACGAGGAAGCCUACGAUCUUGGUCGUAGGGCGAUUUAUCAUGCCACUCACAGAGAUGCUUAUUCCGGGGGUAUCGUGAGGGUGUAUCACAUGAAAGCUACAGGAUGGAUACACAUCGACGAUAACGAUUGCAACGAUUUGCAUUAUAAGUACCAGGAAGAAAAGCAAAAUUUGGAAAAUACUAUUUAAAUUUAUGUCCGUUAAUAUUAAGCCUUUCUAUAAUAAAAAGAUUUAAACACAGA